Penicillium roqueforti is the source of this 729-nucleotide messenger RNA. RefSeq names its product GPALPP motifs-containing protein 1. The transcript is spliced from 2 exons. The coding region runs from base 1 to 729 and encodes 242 amino acids. NCBI's taxonomy places the organism in Eukaryota, Fungi, Ascomycota, Eurotiomycetes, Eurotiales, Aspergillaceae. The record is from RefSeq and is a predicted model, not a curated record.
AUGGAAUCCACAGACAAGCGGAAGUUUGACGAGACUACAGAUGAUUCUCAACCUGGAUCGGUCGCGAAGCAGCGGAAGGUAAUCGGACCUUCUCUCCCGCCACCUCAGGAGGCCGACGCGGCGAGUGAAACUAGCAGAGAUGAUGAUGAUGACGACGACGAUGAUUUCGGUCCAAGCCUUCCUCCCUCCGGUCCAGUGAGCUCUGUGCGACAAGAGUCCACGGCUCCUGAUAUAUCUAAAUCGGCGGAAAAGGAAAAGGAAAACCAGCGAGAUCAAUGGAUGCUGCAACCUCCUUCCCAUUCCGACUGGUCUUCUAAGGUCGACCCUACACAACUACGAAGUCGCAAGUUCAAUACAGGCAAAUCAGCCACGGCAUCUAAGGAUCUAGAUUCCUCGUGGGUUGAGACUCCAGAGGAGCGAAUGAGGCGACUACAGGAUGCAGUCAUGGGCGUUGCUGCUUCAAAAAAACAGCCCGGGGACUACAAAGGUCCUUCAAACGCAAAGAUGAUGGAGGAUCAAAUCAAGAAAUACAAGGAGAUGACCGGGAAGACCACUCGCCUAGAAACCCAAGCUCAGGCACCGGAAGAAGAGGAUGAUCCAAGUGCGCGCGCAUUUGACCGAGAGAAGGAUAUGGCAGUUGCUUCGAAGAUAUCCAGCGCGCAGCGCCGGGAGAUGGUCAAGAAGGCAGCAGAUUACAACACACGUUUUACAAAGGGCAGCUUCUUAUAG